GCUCUCGGCGAUCGGUGUUCGCGCCCCGUGCACCUCGGCCCGAGACUUUGAAUAAUAAGCGACUCGCACUUUCUCUCUCUCUCACUCGGCAACAACAAUAAAACGAUCGACCUCACCCACCGUGGGAAUCGACGUCGCCUUUCGAUUCGGACACACGACUCGCCGUCGGCCUCUCAACAAACACACUCAAGAGGAAUCGUCCGUCCUUCUUCUUCUUCAAGGAGUGCGUGCAUCUUCGAAUUGUCCCGCUGCAGGAGAAUUAUGCAAGCCGAGAGGGACGUGCUGGCCUAGAAAUCAGAGCGAACUCUACCAUUUGGCGUGAUUAGAGUUUAUUUUAUUGGUUCAGUUAGAAAGCAACGGCCUGGCGAGAUCAGCGUGCGCUCUCGGUGCAGCGCCUUUUGUGUUGUGUCAGUGUGUGCUGCGCGAAUGAUUGGUUCGGUGCGAGAUCGUUCUGCGGUUAUCUGCCACUUUUGAUGGUGCGAAAAUAAUGCUCAAGUGGGUGCAAUUACUCAACCAGCACCACCAGCACCACGAGCAGCAGGAUGUGAAGCAGAUUAAGAUAUCGGGCUCUGAUCCUCGCAUCGCAACAUGCAGGGGCAAACUGCAAAACAAACGGUCCAAGUUGAACCAGGAGAUCAACAAGGAGCUGAGACUGAGGGCAGGAGCCGAAAACCUCUACAAAGCGACGACGAACAAGAAGCUGAGGGAAACCGUGGCUCUCGAGCUCAGCUUCGUCAACUCGAACCUGCAACUCCUGAAGGAACAACUGGCCGAGCUUAACAGCUCCGUCGAGGUGUACCAAAAAGACAGUUCCGAGCCAACGAUGCCAAUGAUCCCGUUGGGCCUGAAAGAGACGAAAGAGAUCGACUUCAGGGACCCGUUCAAGGACUUCAUCCUGGAGCAUUAUAGCGAAGAUAGCUCUUUGUACGACGACGCCAUAACCGAGUUCAUGGACAUAAGACAGGCUAUGAGAACUCCGCUGAGAGACAAUUCGGGAGUGUCCCUGCUCUUUGACUAUUACAAUCAACUUUACUUCGUGGAAAGACGUUUUUUCCCACCGGACCGCAGUCUCGGCAUCUACUUUGAAUGGUAUGACUCGUUGACCGGAGUGCCGAGCUGUCAGCGGACGGUGGCUUUUGAGAAGGCGUGCGUUUUGUUCAACAUUGGCGCCGUCUACACGCAGAUUGGGACGCGACAGGAUCGGAAGAGUAGCCGAGGUCUGGACAGUGCAGUGGACGCCUUUCUCAGGGCGGCCGGCACAUUCCAGUACAUCCACGAGAGCUUCACCAACGCGCCUAGCAUGGACCUCAGUCCGGACAUGCUCGACAUGCUGGUCCAGUUGAUGCUGGCACAAGCAAGAGAGUGCUUGUUUGAGAAACUGGAGCUCCAAAGCCAAGACCUUCGAGAUGUAGAUGUGUGUCUAGAUUUGGGGCAAGAAGCAGCGCAGGUGGCUGAUGCGUACAGCAAAGUUUUCACUUUGAUUUCGGUGCCAAGUGUGAAGGACUAUGUGGCGACGUCAUGGGUGUCCCUAACAACAGUGAAGCAGGAGCACUACCGGGCGUUGUCGCACUACCACGUGGCCUGCGGCCUGCUGAGUCUGCUCAAGAAGCAAAGCAGCCCAAAGAAACACCCAGCGCCGAAACCGCCUACGGCAAAACAGAUUUCCGCCGUUGACGUCAACGAAAACAACAACGGCAGUCUCAGUCUGCCCAACAGGACCAGGGACACCCUGCAGUACAUACACGCACCGCACCAUGAGAAUGACAAACUGCAACUCGAAAUCAGGGUGCCCAGUGACGAGGCCGAAUGCAGAUUGCUAGGUCGAGUUCACCUGAGGGAGGCUGUGUUGCGGCAUGAAGAAAGUCAGCGCCUGUAUAGAAUGUGUCGAGAAUUGAGAGGCAAGGACGCUUUGCUGGCUGAAUUGCGACGAGCCCACCGACGUGCCAACGAAACUUACAAAACUUUGGAAGAGGAUGAUGAUUUCAGAGAUAUGCUUGACCCACCGCUUAUUGUUGCGUCGACAAAGUUCCAGCUCAGUCUCACGCCUCCUGACUUUGCUCAGUACAGGGUGCAGGACUUGUUCAAGUCCCUGGGUCCUGUGGCGAUAUUUUCUGCAAAGCAUCACUGGACGGUGCCCCGGACCAUCCAGCUCGUGUUGCAGCCUCUAGAAAAAGGCGACGGUUUUGGCUUCAUGGUGCGCGGUGACGCACCUGUGGUCGUUGCAGGCGUUGACGGAGGCAGUCUUGCAGAGGCUGCGGGAAUGAAACAAGGAGACUUCAUAGUGGCCAUUGGAGAUGAGGACGUGAAAUGGUCCAUGCACGACCAUGUUGUACAGAAAAUCAAGGAGGCCAAAAAAGCAGGAAGCUCCCUGUGCUUGAAACUGGUCACUCCAAUGGACAGAAAUUAUUUGAAGCCAAGGACGAGUGUUACAAGCAAUAAGGGAUCUUUUUCACCAACGUCCACAACGUCGAGUAGUUCCAGUGGUGUCUCUUCAGGCAGUCACAGCCCCCAAGGCAGCGUGACCAGCAGCAGAAUGGCAAAAUCCACGAGUCAUCAGAAGAAGCUGACAUGGAACCCUUUCCGAAACAAAACCAAAGCAGAUGAGCCCCACGGCUAUGAUGGCAAUGUGAUUCUGCGAUAGAAAAUUUUUCAGACUAGAAAUAUAAAAAUUGCUCAGUCAGGAGGAAGGUCAAGUCGCUGAAUCACUAUAUCGAAAAUCAAUAUAUCAUUUAUUAAAGCCAUGAAGUUACCUCGUCGUCAUUUUUAUAAACUUUGAUGUGCAAUAUAAUAUGUAUUAUUAAUUAUUUUAAUGUCGUGCGUUUUGGAUUUGCACAGAGAGUGGUCAAUCGACAACAGAAAUUGCAAAAAGUACCCUGAUGUCCCUUGACCGUUUUCUGUCUACAAGGAGGUGUCACUUUUUCCAUAAAAGUGGCACUCUCCGACUCAUCGUAGUUUUCAAAUCAUUCAUUUAAGAUUUUACAAACUCUUGGCAAUUAUUUGUGAAUUAAAAAAAAAAUACAAAUACAAAUUACUGCCAAGCGUUUGUGAAUCAAAAGAAACCCACGACAACUUUUAUAUACUGUAGAAUAAUUGUAAUAUUUUGACAAAAUGUGCCACAUAUCGCUGUAGGUUUGAGUUCUCUGCGUAUAUAAAUGUAUAAAAACUUGAUAAUAAUUUGCAUGGAGCUCCCUGUGUAAGCAUUGAACUUUGGAAAUAUUAUUCUUGUCAAAUAAAAUGAGCAUACUA
Molecule: messenger RNA, 3246 nt
Organism: Neocloeon triangulifer
Lineage: Eukaryota; Metazoa; Arthropoda; Insecta; Ephemeroptera; Baetidae
Gene: Rhp
Product: rhophilin-2
Exons: 13
Coding region: 488-2641 (717 amino acids)
Biological process (GO): signal transduction; negative regulation of stress fiber assembly
Molecular function (GO): protein binding
Source: RefSeq, a predicted model, not a curated record